CGGAAGUUGAGCGGUGACGCCCAGGGAUGGCGGAGGCCAUGGAGGGCCCUGGCCUCUCCAAGCUGCAGUUCGCUCCCUUUAGCAGUGCCCUGGAUGUUGGGUUCUGGCACGAGCUGACUCAGAAGAAGCUGAAUGAAUUCCGGUUGGAUGAAACGCCCAAGGACAUAAAGGGCUACUACUACAAUGGGGAUUCUGCUGGACUGCCAGCUCGCUUAACCUUGGAGUUCAGUGCUUUUGACAUGGGUGCUCCCACACCGGCCCACUGCUGCCCUGCGGUUGGAACUCUGUACAUCACCAACACCCUUGAGGCUUUCAAAGCUGCAGAUAAGAAGCUGCUCUUGGACCAGGCAGCGAAUGAGAUCUGGGAGUCCAUCAAAUCAGGUGCAGCUCUGGAGAACCCAGUCCUCCUCAAUAAGUUCCUUCUAUUGACGUUUGCAGAUCUCAAGAAGUACCACUUCUACUACUGGUUUUGCUCUCCUGCCCUCUGUCUUCCAGAGAGUGUCCCCCUCAUUCAGGGACCUGUGGGCUUGGAUCAGAGGUUUUCACCCAAACAGAUCCAAGCCCUGGAGCGUGCAUAUGAUGGCCUCUGUGAGAGCGAGGGUGUCCCAGCCUUGCCAUACUUCCUGAUCAAGUACGAUGAAGACCAAGUGCAGGUGUCCUUGCUCAAGCACUACAGUGAUUUCUUCCACGGUCAAAGGAUAAAGAUAACAAUCGGCGUCUAUGAUCCCUGUAAUUUAGCCCAAUACCCUGGAUGGCCUUUGAGGAAUUUUUUGGUCCUAGCAGCGCACAGAUGGAGCAGCAGUGUCCAGUCGGUGGAGGUUCUCUGCUUCCGGGACCGAACCUUGCAAGGUGUUCGGGGAGUGGCCCACAGCAUCGUCUUUGAGGUGAAGCUUCCGGAAAUGGCGUUCAGCCCAGAUUGCCCCAAAGCCGUAGGCUGGGAAAAGAACCAGAAAGGAGGGAUGGGCCCCAGGAUGGUGAACCUCAGCGAGUGCAUGGACCCCAAAAGGUUGGCCGAAUCAUCUGUGGAUCUAAAUCUCAAGUUGAUGUGCUGGAGGUUGGUCCCUACCUUGGACCUCGACAAGGUCAUGUCAGCCAGAUGUCUGCUGCUUGGAGCCGGCACCUUAGGUUGUAAUGUGGCCAGGACCUUGAUGGGUUGGGGCGUCAGACACAUCACGUUUGUAGACAACGCCAAGAUCUCCUACUCCAAUCCCGUGAGGCAGCCACUGUAUGAAUUUGAAGACUGCCUGAUGGGUGGUAAGCCCAAGGCGGUGGCGGCUGCAGAUCGUCUUCAGAAGAUCUUUCCCGGAGUGAAUGCCAGAGGCUUCGACAUGAGCAUCCCCAUGCCAGGGCACCCCGUGAACUCCUCCAGCGUGAUCCUGGAGCAAGCCCGCAGGGACGUACAACAGCUCGAGCAGCUCAUCGAGAGCCACGACGUCGUUUUCCUGCUGAUGGAUACUAGGGAGAGCCGCUGGCUUCCUGCAGUCAUAGCUGCCAGCAAGAGGAAGCUGGUCAUCAAUGCUGCCCUGGGCUUUGACACAUUUGUGGUCAUGAGACAUGGCCUUAAGAAGCCUAAGCAACAGGGAGCUGGCGACUUGUGUCCUAAUCACCCGAUGGCCUCUGCCGACCUCCUGGGAUCCUCGCUUUUUGCCAACAUCCCUGGCUACAAACUUGGCUGCUAUUUCUGCAAUGAUGUGGUGGCACCAGGAGAUUCCACCAGGGACCGGACCUUGGACCAACAGUGUACUGUGAGCCGACCAGGACUGGCAAUGAUCGCCGGUGCCCUGGCUGUGGAAUUGAUGGUGUCCGUACUGCAGCAUCCAGAAGGGGGCUAUGCCAUUGCCAGCAGCAGCGACGACCGCAUGAACGAGCCCCCGACCUCUUUGGGGCUGGUGCCUCACCAGAUCCGUGGGUUCCUGUCACGGUUCGACAACGUCCUUCCUGUCAGCCUGGCCUUCGACAAGUGCACGGCUUGUUCUUCCAAAGUUCUUGAUCAAUAUGAGCGAGAAGGAUUCAAUUUCUUAGCCAAGGUGUUCAAUUCUUCACAUUCUUUCUUAGAAGACUUGACCGGCCUCACUUUACUGCAUCAGGAGACCCAGGCUGCAGAGAUCUGGGACAUGAGUGAUGACGAGACGAUCUGACUGGCUCCCUGCUUCUCUCUGCUGAGGAGACACACACACAUACCUGCUGUCACCAGAUCAGAACCCUGUGCACCCCAACCUCAUUGGAUCCCUUCAUGCCGCACCUCCAGGAUGGGACCCACCCCCCCUUCCUAUGCUUUCCAGGAGCUUCUGGUCUUUUCCAUCUUGAGUCCUGGCCCCAUCUGUCCUGAGCACAAUAAUCAACUUGGCUUUGGCUCCGGC
Molecule: messenger RNA, 2360 nt
Organism: Suncus etruscus (white-toothed pygmy shrew)
Lineage: Eukaryota; Metazoa; Chordata; Mammalia; Eulipotyphla; Soricidae
Gene: ATG7
Product: autophagy related 7
Exons: 19
Coding region: 27-2138 (703 amino acids)
Biological process (GO): cellular response to nitrogen starvation; piecemeal microautophagy of the nucleus; autophagy of mitochondrion
Cellular component (GO): cytoplasm; phagophore assembly site
Molecular function (GO): Atg12 activating enzyme activity; Atg8 activating enzyme activity
Source: RefSeq, a predicted model, not a curated record